CGGGGAGAGAGGGAGAGCUUGCGAAGUCGAGCGCGGGAAACCUGCCGACGCCAUCGCCGAACCCGCGUCUCUCCGUCCGCCCGCCUUUUCCCCGACGCCUCGCUCACCCGCGGUGUGUGCUUUUGCGUUUCUCUCGCUCGUUCUCCUCCUCCUUUCCUUCUGUCCUCCGUCCCACCCCUCUCUCUGUCCCUCUCUUUGCGCUCUUUCUCUUUAGACGCACGAGAAGGCUCCUUACCGAAAACGCACGCCCUUUUUCCCUCUCUCUCUCAUCUCUCUCUCCUCCCUCUCUCCCCAUACACUCUCUCUCUCGCUCUCUCUCAUUCCCUCCCACUCUCUCUCUCUCUCUUUGCGUUUUGGCUCUUCGGGGCUAUUCCUGUUUUCGGAUUAUGCGUUGGGUGUGACGCGCGCGCGUGUGUGUGCGUGAGUGAGGAAGAUGUCGGUGCAGAAUUACGAGAAAAUCGAGAAAAUCGGCGAAGGAACUUAUGGCGUUGUUUACAAGGCACAGGACCGGGCGAGCAAGAGGAUUGUGGCGCUCAAGAAAAUUCGCCUCGAAAAUGAAGCAGACGGAGUACCCAGUACAGCUCUAAGAGAGAUAGCCUUACUCAAGGAACUCGACCAUGAUAAUAUUGUACGACUGCUGGAUGUGGUGUAUGGGGACCACAAGCUGUACAUGGUGUUUGAGUAUCUGAAUCAGGAUCUGAAGAAGCUCUUUGAUGAAAGCCGUGGUGGAUUGCCAUUGGACCUUGUGAGGAGUUAUAUGCAGCAGCUUUUACGAGGCAUUGCAUUCUGUCAUGCUAAUCGUAUUCUCCAUCGAGAUCUGAAGCCACAGAACCUGCUUAUAGAUGCAAGAGGGUCAAUCAAACUGGCAGAUUUUGGAUUAGCAAGAGCUUUUUGUCUGCCUUUGAGAGUGUACACACAUGAAGUUGUAACCUUGUGGUACCGUGCUCCAGAGAUUCUCCUUGGUGCCAAAAACUAUUGUACUGCAGUUGAUAUGUGGAGUCUGGGUGCCAUUUUUGCCGAGAUGUUGACAAGGAAAGCACUUUUCCCUGGCGAUUCAGAAAUAGACCAGCUGUUCCGUAUCUUCCGUACGCUGGGAACUCCCGGAGAGGAAGAUUGGCCAGGGGUGACCCAGCUCCCCGAUUAUAAGAGUUCAUUUCCAAGGUGGGAGGUUGAUGCCGAAAGUUCCAUAGCCCAGCUGGUUCCAUUGUUAAAUGAAGAGGGACGCUGCUUACUCUUGGCUAUGCUGAAGUAUGACCCACGGCAGCGAAUAACUGCAAAGUCGGCCCUCUAUCACCCAUUCUUCGAGCCUCUUGCAUCUGCUGGCCAAGUGCUUGUCCCGCCAAAUCUUAGGUGAUCAGAAACUAGGCAUUCAAGAUUUUUUUUCUAUAAGGAGUAAUUAUGCAAAAAAAAAAAAUGUUGCUUAUAA
Penaeus vannamei (Pacific white shrimp) is the source of this 1426-nucleotide messenger RNA. RefSeq names its product Cyclin-dependent kinase 2 (gene Cdk2). The record is from RefSeq and is a predicted model, not a curated record. Gene Ontology annotation, biological process: signal transduction; G1/S transition of mitotic cell cycle; regulation of G2/M transition of mitotic cell cycle. Gene Ontology annotation, molecular function: cyclin-dependent protein serine/threonine kinase activity; ATP binding; cyclin binding. Gene Ontology annotation, cellular component: nucleus; cyclin-dependent protein kinase holoenzyme complex; cytoplasm. Lineage: Eukaryota; Metazoa; Arthropoda; Malacostraca; Decapoda; Penaeidae.